GUAGGUGUUUUUCAUAUUUAUUUAGGAGUAUUUUAUUCAUAUUUCACUCGCACAAUUAAAAAAAGUACUUUUUAGUUUAUAUUUCAAGAAGCAACUAUAAACUUUGGACAGAGAAAUUUUAGUAACUCAGCUGAAUUGUCACCUCUUUGGUCUGCACUUUGUAAUCCCUCCACCCAAUUCUGUUUUAGCAAACUUUGAAUAUCGAACCAAAAAGUGAUUUGGGCCUCUAUAUUUUGUUGGGCUUCCAUCGGCCCAACCCGAAACUUCUGCUUCGUUAGGUUAAACCUCAUACUGUGUAGCACUGGAAAUCGGUAGGCAUAGUAGUUUAGUUAAGGAAGAUGAGGAAGCUUAAAUUUCAUGAGAAGAAGCUGGUGAAGAAGGCCAACUUUCUAGAAUGGAAGAGAGAAGGCGGUCACAGAGAACCUGCUGUCAUGCGUCGUUACCUCCUUACUGGCAGAGACGACUACAAAAAGUACAACGGUUUGUGCAGAACGGUGCAGAAGCUAGUGAAUAUACUGAAGCAGAUGGACCCAAGAGAUCCAUAUAGAAUAGAGAUGACUGAUGCUCUUAUAGAGAAGCUGUAUAGCAUGGGCGUAACAACUAAAAGGGGAAGCUUAGCUGUGUGUGAGAAUUUGUCUGUGUCAUCCUUUUGCAGGCGUAGGUUGUCCACUAUCUUGGUGAGGCUGAAGUUUGCUGAACGCAUGAAGGAAGCUGUGACAUACAUAGAGCAAGGUCAUAUUCGAGUUGGACCGGAAACAGUUACUGACCCAGCAUUUCUUGUGACAAGAAAUAUGGAGGACUUCAUCACGUGGGUAGAUACAUCUAAGAUUAGGAGAAAGGUCUUGCAGUACAAUGAUAAGUUAGAUGAUUAUGAUGCAAUGAAUUGAUGACUGGUGAACGAUUUGUGAAGAAUUUGAAAAUAGACUUUGAGACAUGGAACACAUUCUUCUUGGCCGGUGGUGAGUAUUCCGCAGGUUUACCUCCUGCUCGGUUGCCUUGUACUCCACCCUCUACAUGUUUGCUCCUAUAGACUGUUGAAGAUGUUUGUUAAAGACUCAUGAUAUUCAACAGUAAAGGGUAACAGAUUAUCGUUGCAAUUUCAAGUGAAUGUUAGUAAACUUAAUUCAGUUUAUCCAUUUUUAGUGGCAUUACUUUCUUUGGUUCAUGUA
Molecule: messenger RNA, 1169 nt
Organism: Capsicum annuum
Lineage: Eukaryota; Viridiplantae; Streptophyta; Magnoliopsida; Solanales; Solanaceae
Product: U3 small nucleolar ribonucleoprotein protein IMP3
Exons: 4
Coding region: 339-887 (182 amino acids)
Biological process (GO): rRNA processing
Cellular component (GO): small ribosomal subunit; Mpp10 complex; small-subunit processome
Molecular function (GO): snoRNA binding; rRNA binding; structural constituent of ribosome
Source: RefSeq, a predicted model, not a curated record